CGAGGGGGUCUCCUCCUGUCCCGCUGACUGCGAGGGAUCGUCCGUCCCUGGCCGGUGUGUGAGCUGUCCGAGCGUGGGGAGAAAAUGGUGUUGCUCCCCCAGUCGUGCAAGGAAGGGGAAGUGUUUCCUUUGGCUUGCCCCAACUCUCAACAUGCAUGGUGCCAGAUCCUCAAUGUAUCGGAGCUACAAGCUUCUUUCUUUGCCUAUUCAGGGAGAUACCCCAACGAAACAGUGCUGAAUGUUUCCACUCCUCAAGGAAGCAAAUACAGCUUAUACCUAGGUGUCGCAUUGGCCAUCGGCUCCAGUAUCUUUGUGGGUUCCAGCUUUAUACUGAAGAAGAAGGGCCUUUUGCAAAUGGCUGCAAAAGGUUUCACUAGAGCUGGAGAGGGGGGCUAUUCUUACCUCAAAGAAUGGUUAUGGUGGGCCGGAUUGCUUUCCCUGGGAAUAGGAGAAGCUGCCAACUUUGCUGCAUAUGCCUUUGCCCCGGCAACUUUGGUCACUCCAUUGGGGGCACUAAGCGUCCUUAUAAGUGCGAUAUUGUCUUCCUAUUUCCUGGAUGAAAAGCUCAACAUUCAUGGAAAGCUGGGCUGUGUCUUAAGCAUUCUGGGUUCCACCGUGAUGGUGAUCCAUGCUCCUGAAGAGGAACAAAUCACAUCAUUGGAUGACAUGGAAAUAAAACUGAAAGAUCCAGUCUUCAUUGUGUUCGCUGCUGUUAUAAUUCUGACCGCGCUGGUCCUUAUUUUUGUCGUCGCUCCACGGUUUGGACAGACCAAUAUAUUGGUCUACAUCUCCAUCUGUUCCCUGAUAGGGGCUUUUUCAGUCUCCUCCGUCAAAGGCCUGGGUAUCGCUAUUAAGGACAUGCUUUAUCAGAAGCCAGUCUUCCGAAAUCCGCUGCUCUACGUUUUAGCCCUAGUAUUGGUACUGGCCGUCAGUACUCAAAUCAACUACCUCAACAAGUCACUGGAUGUGUUUAACACGUCUAUGGUCACUCCCAUUUAUUAUGUGUGCUUCACAACCACCGUGGUGAUCUGCUCCGUUAUCCUCUUCAAAGAAUGGAACAGCAUGGAGCUUGGCGAUAUCAUUGGAACCCUAAGUGGAUUCUUCACCAUAAUCAUUGGCAUUUUCUUCCUUCACGCUUUCAAAAAUGUCAGCAUUACCUGGAACCAGUUGGCGGCUUCCGUUAAAAAAGACCCCAGCUUGCCUCUGCAUGCUUACGAGUCUCAUCACACUUUAUUAGAAAAUAUGGACGCGCCCGUUUCGAUAUGCGACGAGGAUAAUACUCUGUUCAGCCGCGGAAAUGAACGACAGUAACCACCGUUGAAGCCAUUUCUCACGGCUUACCGCCCACCAGAGGAAUAUCGUUAUCUUCACUGUCCCAGAAUUUGGAGGAACAGAACGGAGGACGUGCCCUUUGUUUUUGGGUUAGAGAAGGAAAUUUGGGUGUUUCUGUAUUUGCUACUUUUGACAGCCUGCAAAAGUCACUGACGGCAGUAAUGCUGUUUUAAGCGAUGACUGUGGUUGCUACUAAAAUGAAUUACAUAUGUAAAUGCAUUUUCUAAAUCGUAUUUUAUAGUUUCACUGUUUUAAAAUGAGAUUUUUUUUCCCCCUGAGGGCUAAGUGAAGGUAUUUUGUGAAAACCAGGGCUUUUUCUAAUGACCAGCAUGUUAGUAAAUUGGAAAUUAUAAUUUAUUCUAGUUUCCCAAGUAGGAAAUGUCCAAAGAGAACAUCUUCCCUUUUUUAGGUUUAACUUCCAGGAAUAAAGUUUAAAGUCUAAGUACCUUAAAUGAAAACAGGAUCUUUCUAUGCCAGAUAGCACUGAGACCAUGAAAUCCUCACAAUAAACUCAUGAAAUCUGGGAAAUAAGUUGGUGUAUACUAAACAUUUCUGGAAAGACUUUAAGUUUCAUUUCCCUCAUCAAUUCCUUUUAAUUGUUCAGCAUAAUAGAUUAGCUUUUAAGACACACACGGAUACUCACACAUGUUAAAUUCUCUUCCUUUUUAUAUAGAAAUAUAUUAUAAUACAGUGUUGAGAUUUUUUAAAAAAUCCAUAAUGACUCUCGUGAUUUUGUGAACUGGAAAGUGAUUUUGGUUACAUGCCGAUGUCUGAAAUACAAUUAUCAGUGCCAAUAAAUUUGGUUUCGAAAUAGAAUUCCAUCUGCAAACACAGGCUUGGCUGUGUGAAGAUUUUUGGUCAUCUCUUCAGUAUUUAAUAUUAACACUUUAGUUCCAAAACUGCUUAAGAAAGAAAGAGCUAGGCAGGUUUUAUUACACAAAUAAACAAAUUGUAUAUUUAGCUCGCAAUGGAUAGGUGUGGACUUGGAUAAUACAAUCUAUUUAGCUCUGAAUUUUUCUUAUUACUUUGGUUUAUUAAGAAUUUGCACCUGUCUCAUGAUAAGGAACCAUAGGUUUUUAAUUAUUUUGAAUAUUCAGUUAUUGUGUGGCUCAUCUGGAAACCAUGAGCAGUGACGGUGAAGUGCCAUUCAGGGGGGAAAAAUGCUUUUCUGUAUCUGUAUGAAGUUUGCCGUAACUAUUUAAAAAUAUUUAAUAUUUAAUUUUAUGAAUGGAAAAUCUUCAAAGCUUUGAUAUAAUAUUGACAAAAAUGAAUAAAAAUGUUUUGAUAAAAGUAUUUAUCCU
Pantherophis guttatus is the source of this 2633-nucleotide messenger RNA. It is a transcript of the gene NIPAL1, whose product is annotated as NIPA like domain containing 1. Gene Ontology annotation, molecular function: magnesium ion transmembrane transporter activity. The record is from RefSeq and is a predicted model, not a curated record. NCBI's taxonomy places the organism in Eukaryota, Metazoa, Chordata, Lepidosauria, Squamata, Colubridae. Gene Ontology annotation, cellular component: membrane. Gene Ontology annotation, biological process: magnesium ion transport.